Messenger RNA from Colossoma macropomum (tambaqui), 3368 nucleotides. RefSeq names its product integrin, alpha E, tandem duplicate 2 (gene itgae.2). Gene Ontology annotation, cellular component: external side of plasma membrane; integrin complex. Gene Ontology annotation, molecular function: integrin binding. Gene Ontology annotation, biological process: cell-matrix adhesion; cell adhesion mediated by integrin; integrin-mediated signaling pathway. The record is from RefSeq and is a predicted model, not a curated record. Lineage: Eukaryota; Metazoa; Chordata; Actinopteri; Characiformes; Serrasalmidae.
GUGUGUCAAAUGCUUGACAAGCGCUUGUGGCACAUGUCAGUCGUUGCUCAAGACCACAAUGAGAAGUUGAUUUUCAGUCUCCUGUUCUCACAGCUGACGUCUCAGAUGGGUUAUCACAUCAAGAUGUUUGCAGUAGUGUUACUAAUAACAGGGAUAUACACCACGGCAGGUUUUAACAUAUUGACGACGCCAGUGAAGAAUUUUACAAACAAUGACAAACUGUUUGGACAAACCAUCAUUAAGUCAAAAAUUGGAGUUUUUGUUCCUUCUCCUACAAAUGGAGAGGUUUUUAAUUGUACACUGGAAAAAGACUGUUCCCCAGUGAAUGUUAACCCUACUGAACUUUCAGUUAAGGGGAAGAAAGUAACCCAGAGACCAAUAACAUCUAUAUCAUCCAGCCUGAGUGAAAAGGAGGAGCAACUCCUGGUCUGUAAUCAAGUUCGGACCAAAAAGAGGGCCUCACCUGAGAAUUUCAAUGGACUUUGUGCACAUAAAAAUCAAAAGAAGGAGGAUAAAAUCAAUCCUGCCGACUUAGUUUCAGAGCAACUCAAGCGAACUGCUGCAAAUGAUCCCAGUAAAGCUUCCUUGAGAAAGAGAAGACAGGCUGAGCAAAAUGGCGGUGAUGUGGAUGAGGGCGAAGACGAUGAAGAUCCUGGGACAGAGAUUGCUUUCGUGCUGGACGGCUCUGGCAGCAUUGAGCGUGAAGAUUUUACACGGGCCAAAGAAUUUAUGUCUAAUGUGAUGAAAAAUGUCUGGACAUCAUGUUUUACAUGUAACUUUGCAGUAGUGCAGUUUGGAAGUGAUAUCAGAACCGAACUCUCACUGCAAGAAAAUGAUGAUGUUGCCAAAGCUUUGGAUAAGGUGAAGAGCAUAACACAGAUUGGCAACCGAACCAAGACAGCCUCAGCCCUCUACCACGUUCUCACAGAAGUUUUUGUUCCUGAAAAAGGAUCAAAAAAGGAAGCCAGCAAAAUGAUCAUUGUAUUAUCUGAUGGAGAAAUGUCAAAAGACCAGAAAAACCUAACAGGGGUCUUGAAAAUGAAAGAGAUGGAAGGAGUUCUUCGCUUUGCUAUAGGAGUUGGACCUGAAAUUCUGGGCAGUCCUAAAGCAAUAAAAGAGAUGAUACAGAUAGCUGGUGAUGCAAAGAGAUUCUUCAAUGUGUCUAAUUAUGCUGCUCUGGAAACCAUUCUUUCUAAUAUAGAAAAAAGCAUAAUUAACCUUGAAGGCAUUAACAAGGGCGUAGGAUUUCAGUUUGAACUUGCAGAGGCCGGAUUCAGCUCUCAUUUAACUCACGAAGGCUCUAUGCUUUUUGGGGCAGUGGGGGCCUAUGACUGGAGUGGAGGGAUCAUUCUGAAAAGGACGGAAGAGAACACUGUGACAUUUUUAAAUGCAACAAAGGAGGAACCAAGAUUUUCUUAUCUGGGUUACAGUGUGACAUCUGCACACUUAGGCACUAAAACACUGUACAUAUCUGGAGCUCCAAGGUAUAACUUGACCGGUGCAGUCUUCAUUUUUGAUGGAACCAAUCAGGAUUUAAUAGAAGGAGAUCAGGUAGGGUCUUACUUUGGAUCUGUUCUAUGUGCCUUGGACAUUGAUAACGAUCAGAAUACAGAUUACCUGUUAGUCGGAGCACCAUAUUAUCAUGAAAAAGUGGAAGAAGGCAGAGUGUUGGUGUACAAACUGCAUCAGGGGAAGUUUGAGAAAGAAGGCUAUGUAUUACAUGGAGUGGGAAAAUACAUCUUUGCAAGGUUUGGCUCUGCCAUAGCGGAUAUCGGAGACAUUGAUGGGAACAAAUACAGUGACGUGGCAAUAGGGGCUCCUCUUGAAGCAGAUGACGUGACUGAUAUCUCAGGAAGCAUUUACAUAUAUAAUGGAUUUAAAGAUGGAUUAAAGCAACAGUUUUCACAGAGAAUUGCACCUUCAGAUUUCGGGAUGAAGCUUGUGCAUUUUGGCCAGGCAGUGAGUGCCAUGUCUCACUCUGGAGAGAACAAAAAAAAUUACUUCAGUGUUGGGAGUGAUGGGGUCGUAACCGUCUUUAAGACAGUUCCUGUCAUCAUUCUUGAACCACAAAUAACAGUUGAUCAAGCACAGAUUUCCCUCGAACAGCAAGGCAAAGACAAAUCAAGCAAGUUUGAGAUGAAACUCAAUAUCUGCUUUAAUGAACAGAGGAAUAAAAUUAUUUCUGACGAAACACUAAACAUUGAGUGCCAAAUUGAUGUGGACUCUGAUAAAGAAGAAAAGCGACUUAUUGAUAACCAAGAAAAGAGAUUCAUAUUCAAACUGACAAACGAUAAAACCUGCCUUGAAACAAGAAAUCUAGAAUAUGUGGGCUGCUACGAUUGUUUUACACCUAUCAAAAUCAAAGUACAUUUUACCAUGGUCCCAGUCUCUGACGAAAUCCCUGUGCGAGUUCUUGAUGCUUUUAGUCCAGCAGUGUCCAUAAAAGAGAUUCCAUUUGAAAAAGAGUGCAAAGAUCCAAACUGCAAGUCAGUUAUUUCAUUGGAUUCAAUACUCAGUACUGACUUGAUCACAAUUGGCUCCUCUGAAACCCUACAUAUAACUUUCGAUCUUAGAAACUCUGGGGACAACUCGUAUAUGACCACUCUGACUCUGAGUUAUCCUGAAAUACUUCAGUCAAAGAAAAAUGAGGGCGGACAAUCAAUGGGUACCAUCACUGCUGUUUUAACAGGUGGAAUUAAUGGCACUGAAGAACUUGACUCCGAGUCGUAUGUUUUUGGAAUAAAGAAUGCACUUGAACUUCAGCUUACUGGCAUAGCCUCCCCAAACAUAAUAACUAUUGAAGAAGGGGCAAAAAAAAAGUUGUCAAAAGAGCUGCAGUUCAGUUUUAAGCUGCUGGGUGAAAACAAGUACAAGGCCGAAAUAAAUGUGACUGUAACAAUCCCAAAGCAGAAACAGAAAACAGAUCUGACAAUAACGGGUUUCGAACCAAAGAACUGUGCACAGUUUGAUGACAAGGACAACUACCAUAUUAUGUGCACUCUGACAGACCUGCAAGACAUAAACAUUAAGGCUACUGCUCUUAUCCACGUUGAGGAUACACAUGAGAAGAUUACUGCUACAGCAGAGCUCAGCUUUGAUGAGAACGUCUUUUACGGAAAAGACAUAAGGAAGACAGAGAAAGUAGAGGUGGCAAUUAAAAAACUGAUUGUUGUGAAAUCAACUGCACCUAUUAUAGGUGGCUCCAUUGGAGGUUUUGUCCUUCUAAUCAUCAUCAUCGUUAUUCUUGUCAAGUGUGGCUUUUUCCGGCGACGGCGUCGUAUGGAACGUACGCCAAGUACACACUGAGGAUUUGCAGAAUGCCAACCUGCCCUUCCUUUAUCACAGACAAGGCGUUGACAAACACAUCU